CACACAGCUGCUUCUAUUUUUGCAUAUUUUUUUUUAUCAGGUCGUCGUCUGCACGUGUUGUUCUGCGAGUUUAAACGGCGAAAUUUUUUCCGCUAUUUGUGUCGAUAGGGCUGAACAUAAUGUUCAUUAUGGCUCUCUCCUUCUAAGCGGUUGCUGACAGCUCCAAAGAAGAGAAAAUGUUGCCUACCGCGUCACUGCUGGAACGUUGUACGCGAACUCUCUUCACGAAGUCAAAAUCAACGCUUUUUCGCCGCGGCAUCACGUCCAGCACUUUACGGUUCUGCCAAGACAGCCGCGCCAAGGACAACGAAGAAAAGCUUCCUAAGGAUUCGCAGAAUGCAGACUACAGUAAAGGGAACGUAGCCCGACUGUUUCGUGAGUCGGCAACGUUCGAUGCUGGGCAGCCCCAGAGCGCAGAUGUGUGGUCAUCGCCUGCCUAUCCUGUGAGCUUCAAGGUUCCCGCUGAAGAAAAAUAUGAGGAGACGAUUCGCAUCGACCCAAAAAAUACCAGCGUCAUUUUGUUUCCAGGGCAGGGCUCUCAGUUCGUUGGCAUGGGCCGCCACCUCCUCCAGUACCCCAACGUGAGUGAAAUGUAUGAGCGGGCAAGUGAUAUCCUCAACUAUGAUCUGCAGCUUCUUUGCCUUGAGGGGCCCAAGGAGCAGCUCAACAAGACUGUGCACUGCCAGGCUGCUGUGCUGGUCACUUCACUGGCUGCUGUAGAGCGUCUGCGGGCCAUCCAGCCUUGGGCCAUUGAAAACUGUGUUGCUGCAGCUGGUUUCAGUGUUGGAGAAUAUGCAGCUCUUGUAUUUAGCCAGUCCAUUUCCUUUGAGGAUGCUGUGCGGCUGGUUAAAAUUCGAGGAGAAGCAAUGCAAGCAGCCUCUGAAAUGGUGCCAAGUGGCUUGAUGACUGUCUUCCUGCUUACGACGGCCAAAGCGAGCUUUAUUUGUAAGCUUGCUAAGGAAUGGUGCAUUCGCAAGGGUAUUGAAGAUCCAGUAUGUAGCGUGGCUAACUACUUGUUUCCUCAUUGCAAGGUCAUUGGAGGUCAUGAAGAGGCACUGAAGUUUAUUGAGCUGAAUGCCCGUGAUCUUGGUGUAAAAAGGAUGAAACGGUUGCCUGUGAGUGGGGCAUUUCACACUGCACUUAUGAAACCAGCCCGUGCACCCCUGGCCAAAGCUCUGCAGGCUGUGCACAUAAAUGCACCACGCAUCAUGACCCACUCCAACCUUGAUGGAAUGGCCUACCGUAACCCGGAUGAAAUACGCCGCAAGUUGGAAGAGCAAAUGGUGAUGCCAGUCAAGUGGGAGCAGCUUAUUCAAGUGGUUUAUAACCGAGAAGUUGGUGAAGAGUUUCCUCGGACAUUUGAGUGUGGCCCUGGUUCCACACUGAGGGCUGUGCUCAAGAAUGUGAAUGGCAAGGCUUGGAAUGUCUCUGAAAGUAUCAGUGCUUGACUGGCUCCCCCUCCCCCACUUCCCCCUACCACCUAUGUUUUGUAAUGUACCUUUUGCUAUACCAGUUUUCAUUUAUUUUUUGUACACAAUAUUUUUAUGUGCUGUACUCUGGCAGAAAAGUGCAGUUUUUUUAUGAUGUUACAAGCCUUUGUAAGCAGUUUUGUGAAUUAUGGCUUGCACAUUUCAGGGACGUUUAUUCUGAACCGUUGCACAGCUUACAGUUUGAGCUGCAGAGGAAGCUAGUAUAUGUGGUCUGUCAAAGUGUUCGAAAUAUGCACAUUGUGUUCUGAACGGCACUUGUAAUUCCACAUAGUUGAGGACAUUUUUCUCUUGAGUGUGCAGCUUGCGCAGCCACUCAAAAGGACUCAGCUGUGAUUUUUAUUGCACAAUAAAGGCAGGAACUUGUGCUGGCA
Molecule: messenger RNA, 1861 nt
Organism: Dermacentor silvarum
Lineage: Eukaryota; Metazoa; Arthropoda; Arachnida; Ixodida; Ixodidae
Gene: beg
Product: probable malonyl-CoA-acyl carrier protein transacylase, mitochondrial
Exons: 6
Coding region: 177-1448 (423 amino acids)
Molecular function (GO): transferase activity
Source: RefSeq, a predicted model, not a curated record